UUAAAAAAAUAAAUAAAAAAAUGGUUGGAGUCAAAUUUCUUGCAAUCGACAAACGCGUUGAUGAAGAAAAUUGGGUGAUUGAAAAUUGGAUCAAAGAAUCAGUCUUUUGUGUUUCCAAGUCUUCCCACCCAUGUCUCAAAUCUCACCAAGUCUUCUCCACACACACACACACACACACACCACUCGUACGACCAGAAAACCUCCAUUUUCAAAAUUAUGGUUUUCACUGAAUUUUUAGGUCAAUCAAUUUUGUAUUAGGGGUUUUUCAUCUGUUGAAUUAAUCUUCUGGGUUUUAAUCAAUUUUCAAGAAUCUGGGAGAUAUAGGUGGUUUAAAUUAAGAUGCCCAGUGUUUUGAGGAGCAAUUUACCAAAAAACGAUGAUUUUAGUGCGCAGUACUCAUUCGCCGUGGAGUACAGUGGCCCUCCACUCAAUCGGGAUAUUCCCCAAGUGUUUCCGGUGGAUCUUCGCCGGAUUCCGACCGCCACGGUGGCGUCAGGUAGUUCUUUGCCGGCCAAUAAUUUGUGCCUACGAGUUGUUCAACCAAUUGCCCAAACUAGCGAUCACACCUCGAAAAAGGUACCGCCAACUGAUCUCACACCAGAAAUAGCAGACAGAAACGGAGCUCAAAGUUCUACUAGUUCCGGUACUCUAGGUUUUUCCGAUGGUCUCAAUGAAUCGAAUCACUUGUCGGAAAGCUCCGAUGUUUCGUAUGCUCAUUGCCCGAACCCCACCGCUUCCAAUUCGAACCAAGACUUGCCAUUGACCGAUGAUGAUGAUUUAGUGUCUGAAGAUAGUGAUCAUGAUGGUGUGCCCACUGCAAUCUUUCCGGAAAAGCCGGUGCUUUCCGACGAGUUGAAGAAAGGGUUGUGCCAUAGGUGUCGUAAAAAAAAUCGGUUUUCGGAGAAGGAAAUCUGCAUUGUGUGUGGGGCUAAGUACUGCAGUAAGUGUGUGCUCAGAGCAAUGGGGUGUAUGCAAGAAGGGAGGAAAUGCAUUACUUGCGUCGGUUAUAGAAUUGACGAGUCGAAAAGGGAAUUAAUCGGGAAACCUUCUAGAAUGCUGCGGAAGCUUCUCACGGACGAUGCGAUUAAGCAAAUCAUGUGCUCGGAGAUGACAUGUGAAGUUAAUCAGCUGCCGCCGCAGCUUAUCUACGUAAACGAUAGGGCUCUUUCGAUGGAAGAGUUGGUUAUGUUGCAGAGCUGCCCUAAUCCUCCGAAGAAGAUCCGACCAGGGAAAUAUUGGUACGAUAAGAUGUCGGGAUUUUGGGGGAAGGAUGGAGAGAAGCCGAGCCAGAUUAUUAGUGCUUUAUUGCCUGUUGGUUAUCAAAUUAGGCAAGAUGCUAGUAAUGGGAAUACGAAUGUGCUGAUAAAUAGUCGAGAGAUUACUACCGAAGAACUCUGGAUGUUGAGGGCUGCUGGAAUUCACUGUGAAGGAAAUACACAUUUUUGGGUUACGCCAGAUGGAUCGUACCAGCAUGAAGGCAUGAAUUAUGUAAUGGGAAAAUUAUGGGACAAGAAAAGGGUGAGGCUGCUAUGUGCUGCUCUAUCUUUGCCGUACCCUUCUGAUACUGCAAAUCUUAGUAAUGAAGAUGUUGACAAGAACAACGAUAAAGUUAAUUCGAAAAACGUAGAACAGAGCACGAUGAAUAAGCUUCUCCUAAUUGGCUGUGACCAAUCUGGAACUAGCACGAUAUUUAAACAGGCGAAAAUUCUGUAUAAUGUGCCUUUUUCAGAAGACGAGAAGCAAAGCAUCAAAGUCGUGAUUCAAAGAAAUUUGUACAGAUACAUCGGGAUACUUCUCGAGGGGCGUGAGAUCUUCGAAGAAGAUCGUUUGAUAGAGAUGCAGAAACAAAAUAGUAAUGAGUCUGGUCCUUCAGGUAAUUCUUGCCAGGUUGAUGAAAAGACAGUUUUGUCCCUCAGUCCAAAGCUUGAGGCUUUCUCGAGUUGGCUAAUCCAAAUUAUGGCUUCAGGCAAUUUAGAUGCCAUAUUCCCAGCCGCCACUCGAGAGUAUUCACAUUUAGUCGAAGAGUUGUGGAAAGACGGAGCUUUUCAAGCCAUUUACAAACGGAGGAACGAACUGCACAUGCUGCCAAGAGUUGCUAAUUAUUUCUUGGAUCAUGCUGUUGAAAUUUCACGGAUAGACUAUGAGCCAUCCGAAAUGGAUAUCUUAUACGCCGAGGGCAUAACUUCUUCCAACGGAAUUGCAUCUAUGGAAUUUUCCUUUCCAAAGUCUUCUCAAGAUGAGUACAUGGAAUCUUCGGAUCAAAACAACCAAUCAUUAAAAUACCAGCUCAUUAGAGUACAUGCAAGCGGCCUCGGAGAAAACUGCAAAUGGUUGGAAAUGUUCGAAGAUGUUGACCUUGUCCUAUACUGCGUCUCCUUAACAGAAUACGACGAAUACUACGAAGACAUAAACGGGACCCGCACAAACAAGAUGCUGGCAGCCAGGACACUCUUCGAGUGCAUCGCCACUCAUCCAUCUCUGCAUGAGAAAGACUUCCUUCUCAUACUCAACAAGUUCGACCUUCUAGAAGAAAAGAUCGAACAAUCUCCUCUAACACAAUGCGAAUGGUUUCACGAUUUCAACCCCGUUUUCAGCCUUCAUCCGCACAGUUCCAAAAGUAACAACAACCCACCUCUGGCUGAACGGGCUUUUCAUUAUAUUGCAUUGAAGUUCAAAAGUGUGUUCAGCUCUUUAACGGGCCGGAAAUUGUUUGUGUCACGGGCCACUGGAUUGGAGGCUGAUAGCAUCGAUAAAGCGCUUAGAUACGGUAAAGAGAUUGUGAAGUGGGCCGAUGAAAAACAUACUGUUGAUAUGAAUGAGUGGUCCAGUGAUAGCACAGAGCCUAGCACAUCUCCCUGAAAAAUCAAGCAUAUAUAUAUUAUGUAUGUAUAUAUAUACACACAUUUGCAAUUUCUGGUCAAAUAAUAUGACCAUGGCUAUGAAGAUAUUAGGCCUUGUGUCAAAUGUGUGUGAUGAAGUUGUAAAGGUAUCUGUGAAAAGGUGUAAGAACAAUAUCCAUAUUUGUAAGAACAUGGUUAUAUUUUAAAGGGUAAAUUACAAUCACCCCUGAGGUACGGUAGAAUUAAGAAAAUCCCCUCUUAUUUGGG
Messenger RNA from Erythranthe guttata (spotted monkey flower), 3107 nucleotides. RefSeq names its product extra-large guanine nucleotide-binding protein 1. NCBI's taxonomy places the organism in Eukaryota, Viridiplantae, Streptophyta, Magnoliopsida, Lamiales, Phrymaceae. Gene Ontology annotation, cellular component: heterotrimeric G-protein complex; cytoplasm. The record is from RefSeq and is a predicted model, not a curated record. Gene Ontology annotation, biological process: adenylate cyclase-modulating G protein-coupled receptor signaling pathway. Gene Ontology annotation, molecular function: G-protein beta/gamma-subunit complex binding; GTPase activity; guanyl nucleotide binding.